GAAAGCGAAUACCCCAAUCGCCAAAAUCCAAAAUGACUUCUUCAUCUUCAUCUUCUCCGGUCUACACCUGCACGGAGUGCGGAGCAAACCUGAACCUGAACGCAGCCUAUCUCUACCCGCCGGACGUUUACUUCGAGGCCGGCAACAAGAAAACGCUGUCGUUUUCGGGGAUCGACACGACCAAGUUCAGGUUCGAGAAGGAGGACAAGAUCAUGCCCUUCUGGGAGACCCGAAACUAUUGGGGGAUCCAACGGACGAGGACCAAGAUCAAGUGCAACGGAUGUGGGCGGCUGGUCGGACACGUGUACGACGAUGGGCCGCCGAUGAUGGUGGGGAAUGGGCAGUAUGGGUUCGGGCCCAGCCAGGUUAUUCCCAGAGCGGCUAGGUACAGGUUCAAGAUCAAGGCCUUACGGGUUUCGUCUCAGACUUAAUUAGUUGGAACAUUUGUGUAAUCGGAUCAUUUUACUGUAAAGAGUGACAUUUUUAGUUUAAUGAAUAAUACCACAAAUUCUGUA
Messenger RNA from Rosa rugosa (rugosa rose), 515 nucleotides. RefSeq lists its product as uncharacterized. NCBI's taxonomy places the organism in Eukaryota, Viridiplantae, Streptophyta, Magnoliopsida, Rosales, Rosaceae. Bases 33 to 431 code for a protein of 132 amino acids. The record is from RefSeq and is a predicted model, not a curated record. The transcript has a single exon.